UAUCACCCUCUGCGAUAGACAAUCUUCGGGAUGAGAAGAUGCAUAUGCUUCAAGUACGUCACGGUCAUAUGCAAGGUUAAUACUACAUAUAGCGUCGUACUUCUAUUAUGCCGCUUUGCCAUCGACAACAUGCAGCAUGACCUAAACGUUUGAACUCCCAUCUGAGAUUCUGAGUCUUACCCGAAUCUCAUCCACAGUCCCCUCACGUGUCAUUGUCCAUCACGCCGCCACGCCGCCCCGGGCCAUUCUCGAUCCUUGUCGUUUUGCUUCAUCGCACUAUCAUGCCCGGUACCUUAGAAGGCCGGUAUAUCAAACUCGAACUCAUCAGCGGGAGAAAUCUUAAAGUUCCCUCCCAGCGCAUUCCCGCAGGCAUCUACAUGUCCAUCAAUCUCGACUCGAGCAGGCGCUGGAAUUCAGCCAUAGGAGUCUUAUUAUCCGACGAAUCUACAGUGUGGGCCGAUACUGUGACCUUAUCAUUAGAUACGUCACUUGCAUUAUCGGUGGAGAUCAGGGCCUCCUUCGAGCUCGAUCGGAUGCUGGGCAAUGGAGAAGUCGUUGGAAAACUUGAAACAUCAUGGGAUGCGCUGCUCGAUCAUAGAAUUGAGCCUUUCAAUAUUUCCUUCCCGACCGUUCUUAGUGUUCACCCUUCCCUCACGCUGAAGGCCGCUGUUCUACUUGAUAGUGACAUUCAGGACAGCGCACUGCUUGACUCCGUCGGUGAAUGUGAGAUUGCUCGGAACACAGAUGCGGGCCAUGAACGAUUUGCCACAUACGUGACAAGCAACACGGUCUCUCACCUGGACGAUGCCGUACAACAUUUUCAGUCGGUCCUGGACCAGUGUCCGGUCGGCCAUCUUGACCGUGCAGCAGCUUUCACUAACCUCGCGUGGGCCCGCCUUCAAGGCUACAUUCAAAACGACUCUCAAGACAAUAUUGACUCUAUCACUUCUUUAUUUCGCGAAGCCCUUGCAUUGCGUCCGCAGGGCCACCCCGAUCAUCCAUUAUCCAUCUAUCACAUCCUUCAAGCUUUGAUUUGGUGCUACAGCGAGGAGGGCACCACCGUUUAUAUCCAGGAAUCUGCGCAACUGUCCUGCAAGUUAUUGCCCCUCUGUCCAGAGGGCACUUUCUUCCAUAGGAUUGCGGCAGGGGCAAAUGGCAUCGAUUAUGUGAUUCGUGCAUGCAACAAUCUUCCAACCGACGCAUCUGAUGAAGGCAUUCACUUUCGACAAGUUGCAGUGGAAGGACGCUUCCAAGAACGCGGUAGCAUUGAUGACCUAGACGAGUGUAUACAGCUUCGUCGUGGAGCUGUUUCUCUGUGUCCCCAGGGACAUCCUGGACACUAUACCUACCUGAAUAACUUGGCUUUAUCACUCGGUUACCGCUUCAAUCACCAAGGCAACUCUCAUGACCUCAAUGAAGCCAUCUCUUUGUACGAAGAAGGGCUGCGCCUGUGCCCCGCCAUAUCUGAUGCUAACGACAUCAUGAGAGCCAUCAGCCUACAUCGCGAGGCACUGACGUUGUGCCCGCCUGGGAAUCCAUAUCGUGAGACCAUGCUCCACAACCUUGCUCUCGCUCUCCACGACAGAUAUGCCAAAUUAGAUGACAGCGAGGAUUUCGACGAGGCCAUCGACCUGUACCGGGAAUCACUUCAGUUACAGCAGCAUGGCCAUCCCAGUCGCCAUACAACUCUUGACAAUUUGAGCUCGGCGCUCCGCUAUCGUUUCACGCAAACUCAGAGGAAUGGAGAUGUCGAGGAGGCCAUCCGACUGUGCCAGGAGUCGUUGGAGACCUUGUCUUCACUGCACCCGGAUAGAUAUUUCAGCUACAUGGUGUUGCAGGAAGCCUAUCUGUCUCGUUACCGAGUGCAACACGACCUUGCCGAUUUGUCGCUCGCCGUGGAGAACUUCAGACUUGCAUCACGUCACCCCACUCAAGGAUUUCCGCACCGCAUCAAAGAGGCUAUAGACUGGGCUCACCAAGCUGAGGUUUAUCGACACGACUCUGCUCUCGAAGCAUACCGAAUCUGCUUGGAGCUUUUCGACAACCACGUGAUGACACGAUCAACGAUCAUCUCACGGCGUGAGGCUGCAACCGCUGUUCGCGAUGCACGGUCACUGCCAGUAGAUGCAGCCUCGUGUUCCAUACGUCGCGAGGAUCUGCAACAAGCAGUCGAACUCCUGGAGCAGGGUCGUGGCCAGCAGUGGUCGCUGGCCUCUCGACUCCGGACUCCGCUGGAAGACCUCGAGGUCACAAAUUCCAACCUUGCUCACAAGUUCUCGGAACUCAGCAAGCUUCUUUCUGAUGCUCAGGGUUCUGCCGGCAGCGCUGACCGAGUUGCUGCUGAUCUAGCAGCAAUUCAGUACAGGAGACUUCAGGAGCAGUGGGGAGCUGCAGUAGCUGAAAUUCGCAAUAUCCCAGGUUUCUCGCGAUUCCUGCUCCCCCCAUCGUAUACAGAAUUGCAAGCGGCAGCACGUCAUGGACCACGCCAUCAUUGUCCCGACCUCGGGAGAACCACACCAUGUUCUCUUCCCGCGCAUCACUCUCGCACAUCUGGAGAGCUCAAGAGCGACUUUGCCAGGGAGAUACGACUUGCAUCUUUUAUGCGACCAGAGGAGACGAGGAAGGAAUUGCAAGUCCUCCUGAGGACAGUAUGGGACGAGAUCAUGCUUCCCAUCGUCAUCGUCCUCCAGCGGGAUCUCAGAGUGACGAGCCGGUCUCGAAUCUGGCUGUGUCCAACUGCAACCUUCACUUCUAUUCCUCUCCACGCAGCUCACCCCUUUCGAACGAAGGCGGACGGACGUGGGAGGGAACUAUGCCUGGAGGACGUUUAUAUCUGUUCAUAUACGCCGACACUUUCAGCUCAGAUCAGAUCUAGACAGAUGAUGAAGACACAUGUAACUACUCCGUCCUUUGUUGCAAUCGGACAAAGUGUACCGGAUGCGGGGCAAGACGGGGCGCUCUUGGCUAUCGACAGCGAGCUCGAGCUCGUCCGCAAGCUCGUCCCUACGACGGCCAAAACUACCACUCUCUCUGGCGAUGACGCCACGCGAGCAGGUGCACUCGACGCUUUGCGACGCAACACCUGGGUGCACCUCGCUUGUCAUGGGAAACAGGACCGCGAGCAGCCUUACCAUUCACGUUUCGCCAUGAGAGACGAACCUCUGACGCUGCUCGAUAUCAUGGAGAACGACACUCCGCAAGCUGAGUUCGCAUUCUUGUCGGCGUGUCAUACCGCGGUUGGCGACGAGGAGACACCUGACGAAGUGAUUCACCUCGCAGCUGGACUACAGUUUUCUGGAUUCAAGAGCGUCAUUGGCACGCUGUGGGUGGUGGACGACGCUGUCGCAAAACACGUUGUCGAAGCUUUCUAUGAGAAUAUGUUCAAGGAUGGUGUGAUAGACUGCACGAAGGCGGCCUGGGCACUGAACCGUGCUACGUGCUCGGUGAAGACGAAAGUGCCACUCGAGCAGAGGAUGGUUUUCAUACAUAUUGGCGUGUAG
Suillus discolor is the source of this 3500-nucleotide messenger RNA. Its product is annotated as CHAT domain-containing protein. The coding region runs from base 282 to 3500 and encodes 1072 amino acids. The transcript is spliced from 8 exons. NCBI's taxonomy places the organism in Eukaryota, Fungi, Basidiomycota, Agaricomycetes, Boletales, Suillaceae. The record is from RefSeq and is a predicted model, not a curated record. Gene Ontology annotation, molecular function: protein binding.